Trachemys scripta elegans is the source of this 1627-nucleotide messenger RNA. Its product is annotated as maestro heat-like repeat-containing protein family member 1. The record is from RefSeq and is a predicted model, not a curated record. Bases 262 to 792 code for a protein of 176 amino acids. The transcript has 6 exons. Gene Ontology annotation, cellular component: cytoplasm. Lineage: Eukaryota; Metazoa; Chordata; Testudines; Emydidae.
CACUAGAAAACUGAUGUCCCUGUUUAGAAGGUAAGAGCCUCCGAGAGGUUUGGAACCUGUUGAGUCUGAUGCAUCUGGCGCCAGCUGAAUUUUAGGCAUGGAAAACACUAGCUUAAGGUGGCCAAAUUUUAUUCCCCGCCUGGGAUUUUGUCCCUUAGAAUCUCUGGGGACAUUAAGGAGCUCACUGAGGAGCUGCCUGAUAACUCUCCACCCGGCGCCGUCCUCGCUAACUCCCUGAUUGCUGUGGGCAACCUCAGCACCAUGACACCUGCUGUGGAGCCAGAGCUGGAGACCCACCUCCUUCGAGCUGCCCUGCACGCCGUCUUCACCCUGGGCAUGGAGAAGGACACCACCCAAGUGCAGGAUCUGCCUAGGGUCUUGCCAGACCUCCUGGACGCCAUGCUGGGGAACCUCCUGGCAGCGUCCCCAGACACCGACUGGCUCCAGUACAUCUUGGAGCACAUUAACUACUGGAUCGUGUCCAGGGUGCCACGAGAGAGAGCCAGGGCCGUUAAGAGCAGCACGGCCCUGCUCAGAUUCACCAUCACCCUCCCUGAGUUUGACAACUCAGCGGAAUUCCCCAGGAUGGGUCACCACAUGGCACAGCUGGUUCUGUCCGUCAGUGACCCAGCCAAGGACAUCAGCCAGCAGGCCAGGGAGGGGGUUUACCGGCUCUACCAGCUGCUGCUGCACCAGAGGGGUAAGGAACCCAGCUGGGAAAUGGCACCCGCUAGAAGAGUGAGACUGGGACCCCAGCCAAUUUCUCUCAGACUGACCCCGGCUGGAGGAUGAGUCUCUCUAUCUCUUUCUGUGUUCCACACCACGCCCUGCAAUUCUGUUGGGCCGGGCACGCAGCGAGGACUCUGCCCACUGUGCAGCCACCAAUGGGAUUGGAAGGACACAAGCCCUACAACCAGAAGGACAAAUGUGUGUGUCUCUCUCUCCCUGUCACCUACUCCCUCCUGGGGGAAACCCAGCAGCUGAUGGGGGACAAGAUGAGCAGCUGCAUUAGACUCAGGAGAUUGGGGCGGGGCCCAGGCCUCAUUCCCAUCCUGUGGCCAUUCGCUGGCCUGGCACAAGGAGCCUGGUGGGGAAUGAAAGGGAGAGCAGGUGCUCCUGGGAAGGAAGAUGAAUUCACCUCCAUGAGCAGGAGCGAGCCAGCUUGUCCCCGGAGCAGCUCCACCCAGCUCUUUAGCCAGGCUAAUUAAUGACAAGCUUUGCUUCAUCCCAGACUUAUGUUCUUAGGACAGGGUGCUAUCGCUCUUGGGAAGGGCAGGAGAGUCCCCCAAGUGCCCUCUGCGAGACUCUCCUGUCCCACAGGGCCGCACCCAAUUCCUAGUGGUCUGGUGUCUGUGUCACCCGAGCCACCACCCAGAGUUGCUCCCAUCACUGGCAGCCUGGGAGGCCAAGGACUGACGGGUGAUGGCGUCUGACCAGGCAGGGCUGAGGCACAUGGGCAGGGGACGCUUGUCCUGCUGCUGGCAAGGCUGGACCCCUUCUGGAGAGAACAGGAGGAUUCAGUCAGCUGUAGGGUUACCAUGUCUAAUAAAUAAAAAAAGAGGACCCUCCACGGGCCCUGACCCCGCCCAUUUCCCCACACCUAGCCCCGCCCCAACUCCACCCCUUC